UGUAACCUCCUCUCGUAUAUCCAAGUUCUCGCGAGAUUUGUGCUCUGGCAGUUCUCGUUCAGACAGUCGAGUCGUUAUUUAGCACUGAGCUACAACACAAACAGAUAAACAAAGACGAACAGUAAACCUUUUCGUAUAUACACAUUCACUUCAACAUGAUGUCGGGUGGGCCAGCGGUCCGUGUGAGCAUGGAGUCAUCCUGUGAGCGACAAGUACAGGAAGUCUCUCUGGACGGGAUAGAGACGUACGUGCCUCCGCUGUCCAUGUCUCAGAACCUGGCUAAGCUCGCUCAGAGGAUUGACUUUGGCCAGAGCUCAGAUUCGGAUGAGGAACGGACCGAACGGGAAAACAGAGACGAAUGGAGCAAACGUGAACAGGAAGAGGACGAAGGUACGGUGAAGUUUCAGCCGUCAUUGUGGCCAUGGGAUGCUGUGCGUAACAAUCUGAGGAGCUCUUUAACAGAGAUGUGUGUGCUACAUGAUGUCCUGAGUGUGGUCAAAGAGAAGAAGUAUAUGGCACUUGACCCAGUGUCCCAGGACCCCACUAUUGCUAAGAGCCCACAGGUUUUCCAGCUGAUCAGUAAGAAAAAGUCUUUGGGGACAGCAGCUCAGUUUCUUCUUAAAGGUGCAGAGAAACUGACCAAGUCACUGACUGAGAACCAGGAGCAGCGCAGGCAGAGAGAUUUUAACUCUGAACUGUUGCGGCUGCGCUCGCAGUGGAAGCUGCGCAAAGUUGGAGACAAAAUCCUGGGAGAUCUCAGCUAUCGCAGCGCUGGGUCUCUGUUUCCUCAUCAUGGCACAUUUGAGGUGAUCAAGAACACAGAGCUUGACCUGGAUAAGAAGAUCCCAGAUGAUUAUUGUCCACUUAACGUUCAGAUCCCUAGUGAUUUAGAGGGCUCUGCUUAUAUCAAGGUGUCCAUUCAGAAACAGUCUCCUGAUAUAGGAGACCUUGGCACAGUGAAUCUCUUGAGGAGACAACCCAAAGUCAAACCAGGUUCUCAGAUGUGGCACUUACGGCUGGAAGCGGCACAGAACGUCUUGCUGUGUAAAGAGAUUUUUGCUCAGCUGUCACGAGAGGCUGUGCAGAUCAAAUCACAGAUCCCUCACAUUGUCGUCAAGAAUCAGAUCAUCUCACAACCUUUCCCUGGCCUUCAGCUCUCCAUCUCUCUCUGUCACUCCACUGGCGAGAAGAAGAGCCAGAGAUCAUCACCCGACAGAAGCAAACCCGACGACCAUCUGUAUGUGUUGGAGCACAAUCUCCACCAGCUCAUACGAGAGUUCCACAAGCAGACGUUGAGCUCGACGGUGAUGCCUCACCCUGCCAGCGCUCCGUUCGGCCACAAACGCAUGCGGCUGGCGGGACCCAUGGCCUAUGAUAAAGCAGAGAUCAGCUCCUGGCAGCAGACUGAAGGACUUCUGGAGAAGAUCAUCAAACAGGCCAAACACAUCUUUCUGAGAAGCAGGACGGCACGCACCAUUGACAGUUUGGCAAGUCGAAUCGAGGAUCCUCAGAUUCAGGCUCACUGGUCCAACAUUAAUGAUGUGUACGAAUCCAGCGUGAAGGUUCUCAUCACCUCUCAAGGAUAUGAGCAGAUCUGCAAGUCGAUUCAGUUGCAGCUGAAUAUUGGAGUGGAGCAGAUCCGAGUGGUUCAUAGAGACGGCCGCGUCAUCACGCUGUCACAUCAGGAACAGGAGCUGCAGGACUUCUUACUGUCACAGAUGUCACAGCAUCAGGUUCAUGCCGUGCAGCAGUUGGCUAAAGUCAUGGGUUGGCACGUGUUGAGUUUCAGUAAUCACGUGGGGCUCGGCCCCAUCGAGAGCAUCGGAAAUGCAUCUGCCAUCACAGUCGCAUCUCCCAAUGGAGAAUACUCAAUUUCAGUGCGUAAUGGUCCAGAGAGCGGCUGCAAGGUGCUGGUUCAGUUUCCUCGCAGUCAAGCUAAAGAGCUGCCCAAGAGCGAUGUGGUGCAGGACGCUAAAUGGACUAACCUGAGGGGUCCUUAUAAAGAAGUGCACUGGGCCAGAAUGGAAGGACGAAACUUUGUUUACAAAAUGGAACUCCUGAUGGCGGCACUGACGCCGUGUCCUUAGAGACGUCUGAUUAUACAUUUACUCUCUUGUCAUAACGUCUCACUCAAACAAUUUUUAUAUGUCAGUGUUGUUCGGAUGAGGGAUUGUUGCUCCUUUUUGCUGUUAAUGCCGAGUAACGUCACAUGUACAUGAUUUUUCAGCUCAAUUGUUGUUUUGCUUUUCUAAGAAAAGACCAACUUUGACCAACAGCUUGAAAAAUAAACACUUUGUAUUUA
Messenger RNA from Misgurnus anguillicaudatus (oriental weatherfish), 2302 nucleotides. NCBI's taxonomy places the organism in Eukaryota, Metazoa, Chordata, Actinopteri, Cypriniformes, Cobitidae. The record is from RefSeq and is a predicted model, not a curated record.